CUGGGUCUCCUCUCUCUGCCUCCCUCUUGUGAGGACGCUGGCCAUCGGAUUUAGGGCCCACCAGAUAAUCCAGGAGGAUCUCAUCUCAAGACCCUCAAUCACAUCUGCAAAUACCCUUUUUCCAAGUAAGGUCACAUCUGCAGGUUCUGGGGCUCCGGACAUGGACACAUUUGGGGGGACACCAUCCAGUCCUAUUGUGCCUCAUGGGACCUGUUGGCCUCUGUGUUUCGGGAGAGCAAGGUGCUCGUCCAGGCCAAGGUGCUUGGGGUGCAGGGGCACCGAGUGUCCCAAAUGAGCGGAGCGUUCGUCACAGAGUCUCCCCUCAGCUGCGGCCACUCCGCUCACAACCUGGAGCUCAGUGGGAUUCCCUCCCCCUCGGCUGCGGCCACACCCCACUCCUGGGAGCUGUGCUGAGAGCCGACACCGGGGGCCAUUCCUCCUGUCCCAGGCCCCCCUCUGACCCUGCCCGUUUCUGACCCUGUUUCAGUGCGGAAGCCGCGCUAUGUCAGACGCGAGCGGCCUUUGGACAGGGACACAGGCCCCACUGCCAUCUCCUCGGUGGAGGCCCGGGUCAGCAACGUCUGACCCGGGGACCCACCCACAACUCUGCACACCGCCUCGGAGAGAGCCCAGCACACAGAGGGCAGGUCUGGACACGGCCCCUGGCUCAGCUUGACCGUCUCCCAGCGACAGAUGCUCGGUUGGAACCCGCCCAGCUGCUGGAAGCACUAGGAGAAUCACUGAAAGCCGGAAGAGGUCAGAGGCCAGCAAGAGGAAGCACUCCAGCAGCAUUAGGAGCCUGCCAGGGUGAGGACAGGAGGCCAGCCAAUCCCGGAGGCCCCAGGCCACGCCCCUGGCCUGCAUGACCUCGAGUGUAUAAAUACACCUGCCAGGAGUCCACACCCAGAGAACUCACACCUGCUCAGACGGUGCUCUGCAUCUGGAAGAGCACACACGCUCCCCCGAGCCCCACCUGCCUGGGAUAGAGAAGAGGGCACGCUUGCCAGACCAGUGCCACCAGGACAGCUGCUGGCAGCCUCUUCCGUAGGGGGACGCCUGCCAGGUGGAGCACGGGCCGGCCCUGCUGGGCAGGAGGGCUCAGGGCCUGGCCGUGGCCCAGCCAAGAGGAUCAUGCCCAGCCCUUGCUGAACCCCGGCCACCAGGUAAGGCCAGCUCGGCUGGCACUCACCCCUCACUGGUACAGGCUCAGGGUGGGGUGCCUCUGAGGAGGGCCGGGACCUCAGUGCCAAGGAACUGAUCGUGCGGGGGCACGCCGGCCUGGAAGAGGUUAGCCCGCGGUCCCCUCCCAGACCAUGCCGAGGCUGCCGCCGUCCCCAAAAUGUGGUGACGUUUCAUGUUGCAAUGCUGGGAGCACUCGUGACAUCACGGUGACCUCACCAUGAUUCACGGUGGUCACGGUCAUCAUGCAGCAACACCCAAACCUUCAGGACACAUCACCACAGAGUCAUUCCGCUGGUCCACCUGGAUGAACCGGCAAGUCAGGGUCAGGGGUCACGUUUGGGGGCGAGGGGGAUUCCUUCUGAGCUCCAUGGGGUCUGUCCACUGUCCUCCUUGCCUUUCCUCCUCCAGGCAGGGCCCUGGGCAGCAGGCAGGUCACCUGAGUCCUCCCCGGUGAACAGAGGCCCGGUCUGCUGUGGAAGUGGGAGUCAGGAGGCUCAGGAGGGUGGCGGCUGUGUGCCUACGGGACCCUGCAGGGGGCCGGGUUAUCCUGGAGGAUGGCUGGGGCCCCUCCACCUCUGGCUCCCGGGCUGAGGUGCAUUUCCAGGUCCCGAGGGCCAGCAGAAAGCCCUCGUCACCAGCCGGACAUGCUGGCCCUACCGGUUCGGGCAAGGCUGGGAAACGAACCAUCCUUAGGACGCCGGCCCCCACCCCGGUGCCGCCGGCCCUGCUUGACUUCCCACAGCCUACCAGCUCAUCCUGGAGCCUAGACCGAGUCCGGACUCUCACCCAGUUGGGCCUGGCACCCUGCCCUCACGCACCUGCCCGAAAACUGGAUGUGUACCAACAAAUCAGAUCCCCGUGUCGGGAUCCAUGUUCAAACCCAUUUCGUCUGACCCAGAGUCACACUCUUCCAGCAAGAGCCCAGGCCCUGCCGACCUCUUGGCCAGGUGGCCCUGGCUGAGUCACUCCACCCUCUAAGGUGCCUUUUUUAUACCGUGGCUCUUGUGUCACGUGACCUGGGCCCAGUGUGGCAGAGCCCAGAUGUCAAUAGUAACGAUUGUGGGCCAUUGUCAUCAACUUCAUUUCUGCCCGGAUGGCGCAGCCAGGUAGGACAGGCCCCGUAGGUGGCGUCCGCUAAGCAGUCAGCACGAUGCCCUAGCGCGCACGGACUCCGUGGCCAGGCCAUCCGUGGGCCAGUCAGACCUGGAGCACCCCCACCCGCAGAUGCUCACCGUGACUCGGCAUGUGGGGGAGGGCAGGAUUACAACUUGAACAGGAAGACCUUGACUUGGGUAUGGGGCCUUUCUAGAGUGAGCCUAGCAGAGAUCUCUGGGGCCGGUGUGGGUGAGAGAGACACAGGGUGAAAAGCAGCAGACUGUGCAGGGAAGGGGCAGCCUGUGGUCACUCACAGCGCACUCCGUUCGUCCCACAGCUCGGAGGCAUGUCGUCAGGCCAGCAGGCGUGGCAUACGGCCAUGCUGGCCCCCGGUCGGACCAGCCCUGCAGCCACGGUGCCUGGGUCCCCCAGCUCAGCCAGCAGCCCCAGGUCCCCCAGCACCCCGAGCUCAGAGAAGGCGGCCUCCCCGCUGGAAUGCUCCAUCUGCUUCUCGGGCUACGACAACCUCUUCAAGACGCCGAAGGAGCUCUCCUGCACACACGUCUUCUGCCUGGAGUGCCUGGCACGGCUGGCGGCCGCCCAGCCAACCGGCCAGCCCGGCAGCGAGGCCGUGCCCUGCCCGUUCUGCCGGCAGCCUACGGCUGUGCCUGCCGCCGGGGCCCCCGCGCUGCGCACCAGCCGCCAGCUGCAGGCCAGGAUGCCGGCGCACCUGCGGCGGGAGGAGCCCGUGUGGCUGGAGGGCACGAAGCUGUGCUGCCGCCCACCGCCCUCCGCGCCGGGCCUUCCCGAGCCCGGCUUCGUGUGUGUGGACGUGGGCCUGAGCAAGCCCGCCCAGCCCGCCGCACCCACGCCCACUCCAGACCCCGCGCGCCACCGGGGCCGCCUGGCCCGCUGCUGGGCCCGCUGCAGGAACUGGAGGCGGGUGGCGCUGGUCACAGCCCUGCUGCUGGUGCUCUCCUGUGUGGUGCUCUGGCCCGUGCAGUGCGCGCUCAAGACUGGGAACUUGCACUGCCUUCCUCAGCCCUCCGCGGCCACGGCCACGGCCACGGCCACGGCCACCGCUUUCUCUUCUGGGCCCCUGGCUGACACCUAGGGUCAGCCACCCCUGCCCCAGCUGCCCGCGUGGGUCCCUUGCCCCCCGCUGGGUCACAGGUGCAGCAGCUCUUGGGAGUUGGUCCCCUGGAGGAGCCCCAACAUCUCUGAGGACCCCAUUUCCCAUUCGACUCACCUUCCUUGCACUCUGUGGUGCUGGGUCCCGACGGCAUGAAUAAAAGGGUCCCCGAAGCCUCCAAGAAUCACAGGCUCCCACAGAUCCCAGAGCCCACCUUCCUCUUUCCCAGGGUGCAGAUGGAGACCCGGGCCCAGGAGAGACGGCCUUGGUCAGGUCCCUCCCUCUACGCGGUGAACCGCCUGCAGUGGGAGCCCUUGGCUGAGAAGGGAGGGGACUCGCCAUCUUUAUUUUCACAUUUCACCCAUGGCCCCUUCCCCAGGCAGGGCUGGCCCCUUCCAUUGUGCGGGAAGUGGGGAGGGCGGGGGGGGGGGUGGCGACCAGGGGGACAGAGGGCAACAGCAAGAGGCCGGGUCCCCCGGUGCCCACCCCCCUCUCCUAAACUGUACAUUUUUAAAUAAAUUAUUUUGUAUCCACA
Messenger RNA from Felis catus (domestic cat), 3944 nucleotides. RefSeq names its product RING finger protein 223. Gene Ontology annotation, biological process: protein ubiquitination. NCBI's taxonomy places the organism in Eukaryota, Metazoa, Chordata, Mammalia, Carnivora, Felidae. The transcript is spliced from 3 exons. The record is from RefSeq and is a predicted model, not a curated record. The coding region runs from base 2624 to 3391 and encodes 255 amino acids. Gene Ontology annotation, molecular function: ubiquitin protein ligase activity.